This is a messenger RNA of Kalmanozyma brasiliensis GHG001, 1560 nucleotides long. RefSeq names its product Arf GTPase activating protein. The transcript has a single exon. Gene Ontology annotation, molecular function: GTPase activator activity. Lineage: Eukaryota; Fungi; Basidiomycota; Ustilaginomycetes; Ustilaginales. The record is from RefSeq and is a predicted model, not a curated record. Gene Ontology annotation, cellular component: Golgi apparatus. Gene Ontology annotation, biological process: endoplasmic reticulum to Golgi vesicle-mediated transport; endocytosis; intra-Golgi vesicle-mediated transport. Bases 1 to 1560 code for a protein of 519 amino acids.
AUGAAUAGCAAAGCGGCGCAAGAGCGUCAGCAGCGCGUCUUGAUCGAUCUCGUCCGCCAACCAGGCAACGAUGUCUGCGCAGACUGCAAAGGCCGCGCGCCGAGAUGGGCUUCAUGGAAUCUCGGCAUCUUCAUCUGCGUUCAGUGUGCUGGUGUGCACCGCAAGAUGGGCGUUCACAUCUCCAAGGUCAAGUCCAUCACGCUCGAUACUUGGACUCGCGAACAGGUGGACAGGAUGAAGGAGGUCGGCAAUCUCAAGAGCAACCGCAAGUACAAUCCGGACGAGAUGCGCAAUCGACCACCGACCAACAUGGAGGAGAGCGAAAGGGACAGCGAGCUGGAAAAGUAUAUCCGUAGGAAGUACGAGUUCCGUCGAUUCAUGGCAGGACAAGCUCCGCCGGUUCCAACCAAAGAUGCCACCUUCCUCACCUCGCCUCCGUCUUCCAUCGGGAGAUCGAGGUCGCCGAACCCGUCUCCGCCCUCGAGCUCGCGGAUUCCCUAUGCAGAGGGAAGCAGCAUCGAAAGGUCUCGAACAGCACCCAUACCGACGACGUGGAGGGAAGCUCAGCAACGAGCUAAGGCCAACGCACCACCACUUCCAAGCCCCGCAGCCACCACAUUCAGGGCGGUAAGUGGGCCGCAGACGAAUGGCGCGGCAGCUUCAUUAUCAGUAGCAGUAGCAGCAGCAGCAGCAGCAGCAGCAGCAGCAACGACACAGCCGACCUUGCAACUUCCCGCUACUACAGUACCGCUACGCACGUCCAGCGCACUCAAUGCACGGAACGGACAAGCGGCUGCAUCUGCAUCCAAGCCUUCGACCGGAUCAGCACAAUCGAGCGUGUUCGACGAUCUCAUCUCGCUCUCUGGACCAACACAGUCAACGGCGGCUCAGCCACCCCUGCAGAUGAAUCCGUGGGCUGCGAUGCAGGCACAGCAGCAAGCAGUGCUGAGUGCACCAGCCAUUCAGGAGCCAAGCGGCAAUUUCUGGGCCGGUUCAUCAGCGACCAACGGUGCGCCAUCUCCAACGUACUUUGGCAUGAGUUCGUCUCCGAACGGCAACGCCUUUGGUCAGAUGCGCAACGUCCCUCAGCAUUCCAACACGGCACCGACGCUGGGUCUUGGAACACCACAGCAACCAAUGAUGCCGCAGUCCACAGGGAUGCUGAGCCCAGGCAACGGUAUGAUGUUUCCACAGUAUCAGCAGCAGCGAAGCGCGAGUCUUGGGACCAUGGCCUUCUCGACAUCGCCACUGCCAUCGCCCGGAUUCGUAUCGAGCAACCCGUUCAACACCACGCCGUCGCCCCAGCCUCCCACCUUCAUGGCCGCCGAUGGUCCGUUUCAGCAGCAGCCACAGCAACUGGGGCAGGCCGCAUUCCAAGGUCAGACCAGCAUGUUUGGUAUGAAUGGCCAACAGCAACAGCAAGUUGGCAAUGGCGUCGGCUCUUUUCAAUCGUCCAUGAUGCCCAGCUCUUUCGGACAGUCACCGCAUUUUGGCGGCCAAUCCAUGCAACAGCAGCAGCAACAAUACCAGCAAGGAUCGCAGUUCGGCAAUAUGUGGUAG